Messenger RNA from Alternaria viburni, 29466 nucleotides. RefSeq lists its product as uncharacterized. The transcript is spliced from 2 exons. The coding region runs from base 1 to 29466 and encodes 9821 amino acids. The record is from RefSeq and is a predicted model, not a curated record. NCBI's taxonomy places the organism in Eukaryota, Fungi, Ascomycota, Dothideomycetes, Pleosporales, Pleosporaceae.
AUGCCGCGCUCACGGGCCACAACAAACAACACGAGCGGUCCCUACGACGACGACAACAUGCGUCGCGACGAUCGCCGCAGCAGCUAUGCCGAGUCGUCCAGCUCGACACUGCGCGACGACAAGGACCGCAAGACGGGCAAGGCCAAGGACAAGAAGCUCGAGAAGCGCCGCUCGACGCGCUCAGUGCGGUCCGGCAGCACGUCGCAAACUGGCGCCGGCUACAGGGGCGAGAUUGUUGACAGUCCCAAGUCGGUCCAGCGCAGCUUCAGCGGCCAGAUUGGCAGCGACGGCUUCUCGCAGUUCCCAGGACAGGCAGGAGCGCCCAUGAUGUCGGGCGCUCUGCCAGUAGGAAGCCACCCACCACACCACGACGACAUGGACGAUCACGUGCAGAGCCAGUUCCCCGGCCAGGACCCUCUGCGAUACACCUCGAGCGCGCUCCCUGGCGGCCAUCCAUUCGGAGCGGCUGCCGACUUCUACAACGACCAGGGCCAGUCAGUGCACCAACAGCCUGGCGUGAGGCCCCAGCCGCCCUCUGUCAUCAUAGGACAGGAUACCCCCCAUCUCAUGUCUGCCUCCGCGCAGCCCAACCCGGUUGCCGACACCGGAUCGGGCGCCGCUGCAGACUUCUACGGGCCCAGCACAAAUGGCUCUUCAUCCAGGCCUCCACGACCAUCGAGCUCGUCCAUGCCCGGUGCCUUCGUCGACGACACCCCGACGCCCCAGAAACCACCGCGACCCGCAUCUUCGUCGAGACCCAACAAGUCGAGCACCUUCGGCCCAGCUGCUACUGCGGCCGGCGGAGCUGCCAUGGGAUAUGCCAUGGGCCACAGCUCCUCUAAUCACGAACACACCACGAGCUACAGCUCAUCGAAUGUUCGCCCUUCUACAUCAUACUCUUCUUAUACUAAUAAUACCCCCCCGGCUGCUCCGGCUUCCACGUACAACAUGUACGGCCCGGGAUCUAAUGCUUCUAAUACCGCUGCCAACGACGGCAGCUACCUCCCACCCUAUGCUGCAGCCGCCGCCUACGGCGUGGAAGGCGCGCCUCCUCCAAAGCCACCUCGGCCAGCCAAGCCAGAAAAGCACUCGUCUGGCAGCAUGGCUGGACUGUACGCUGCUGGCGCCGCAGGACUGGCGGCUUAUGGCUUAAACCAACAUAAUUCACAUUCACACACCCACUCCAACACCCACACACACUCGCAUAGCACACACCAUCACCCGUCGGCGCACGGCCCGAACGGACAUCAUCAGAAUGGCCUUACGCCCAGUCCAUACAUCUCAGGCGGCAUGGCUCACCAGCAUCAGCACACUGGGCCUGUUUCCAAGUUUGUCGACUGGUGGAAAGACUACGAGGAUGUGCAGAAGAUGGAAGAGUACACCGAGUACAUUGGAGUUUGCAAGGGUUGCUUUGACCCUCGCUCUUCCGUUCUGGACGCCCCGCGGAAGCACCACUACUACAAACGGCGAUCCAAUGAGUUCAUGCGACCCACUGGUGGCAUUGAGAAGCAAUCUCGAUACUCGCUCAAGGAGAAGAAGUCUUGGGGCUCAAUCUCUUCGGGUGAGGAGCGUCGCAAGAACAAGAGCAGCGCCGCGGGCUGGGUAGCUGCAGGCCUGGGCGGCAUUGGCCUUGCCAAGGCUGGAAAGGCUGUCUUCAGCGCGGGCCGCGACGACUUUGACGACACAUACAGCAUCAAGUCUGGUCGGUCGAGGGUCUCACGACACAGCCGCAGCAGAUCAGGGGAUCGCAAGAGUUACAGCUAUGGCAGCUCUGGCAUCCGCCACCGGAGCAAUUCCGCCGACCGCAUUUCCGUGAUGUCCGUGGGCGUUACGAGCGACAAGAAGGACCGUAAGGAUCACAAGGUUGUUCGCCGUCAGUCUCGGUCGCGCCGUUCUCGAUCAAGCUCAACUUCAAGCUCCAACUCAGGACGCGGCAAGACAGGCCUGAUCGGCACUGCCAUUGGUGCAGGUCUUGCAGGAGUCGCCCUUGGAGCGGCCACAAAGAAGAAGCAGCACAGUCGAUCCAGGUCCCCGAAGAGGGUUCAAGUGGUUCAUCACCGCAGAGACAGCAGUGACGAUGAGCGUCGUAGGAGAAGAUCGCAUUCACUCCGACACAAAGCAUCUCGAAGCUCAACAUCCGGAGCCUCUGUCAUCGAAAUUGGCCAGAAUCACGAGUCCCAGGGUGGCUUCCUUGGAGGCUUCUUCUCUGCACCUCCACCAAAGGAGAAGCGAGUGAAGACAGCCAAUAGCCUGAAGAAAAAGAAGAAGGGCUUCUUCAGCUUCAGCAAUGCUUCAACAUCCUCAUCCGACUCCGAGAUGGCAUUCGGCACCGGCUACGUAAGGAGGACGCGGAGACGAUCAUCGCCGAAGAGACGAAACUCGGAUGAGCGACUGAAAGCUUCGCUACUUGGUCUUGGCGCUACGGCUGCUGCUAUCACAGCCGCGAAGGCCGGCAAGGGCAAACGCCACAACGAGAUCGUUGCUGUUAAGGAGAACCGUCUUGGUCGCAAGACAAGUCAAACUUCGCGGCCCGCCUCACGUUACGGGGACGACGAGUGGGAGGACUUGCCAGACGAUGGUACUUCCGACUCCUCGAGUGAUGGCGGUCUCGUAUACGGCGAUUAUUCCCUGAAGAAGACCAAGAGCAACGAGUCUAUCGGAUCCAACCACUCAGGUACGAACAAAUGGGGCUGGCGAUGGGGCUUUGGCAAGAAGAGAAGGUCUUCCAACAACCUCUACGACAACAUCGCUAGUACAUCGCUCAUUGGGCCUGCCGCAGCUGGCGCAGCAGGUGCCUUGACCGGCGCAGCUGUUGGAGCUGCCCAUGGACACCACGACAGCGAGUCUAGCAGCGCUCAAACAUUGCAGUCGGUCUAUCCUGUUGCACCCCAUGACCCCAAUGCGUCGUUCGAUGCACGCCGUACAAGCUCUAUCGUCACCAAUCAGCCUAUUGUCACCUCAGGACCUGGUCCCAUCCCCAUUCAACACCCUCAGCCAGUGCAGCAAGUCCCCGGCGCCAUCUACUCAACACAGGCACCAUCACAAUCUGGGUACACCACAGCAGGUCCUUCAGACUUCCCACCAGCACCUUUCCCACCUCCUUAUCCCACGCAGUCUCAAGUUCAGAACAUUAUCAUCCAAAGUCCUCAGCAUCCUCAAUUCCGUCGGGCAAACUCUUCUCCCAUCCAAAGCUCCUCAUGGAGGCGAGAUGCCUCUAUUGCUGGACUUGCAGCGACUGCCGGAUUUGCAGCAGUUUCUGCGAUGAAACACCCCGACCGACCUCCGAGCCGACCGCCGUCCGCGUCUAGCAAUGUUCGCUUCAACUUGACACAAGAGCAGGCCGAGAAGGACCUCCGUGAGCGACGCAAGGAGCAGGAGCGACUGGACGAGGAGGCCGAGCGUCGCCGAGAACAACAGAGACGCGAGGACGAGGCGCGCCGAGAAGAGGAAGACCGAGUGCGUCGAGAACAGCUGCGACAAGAGGAAGAGGCCCGGCGAGCGGCACUUGCGCUCCGUGAGGAAGAGGAUCGCCUGCGCAAAGAACGGCAGCUGCAAGAGGAUGAGGCUCGACGGAUUGAAGAAGACCGCCGGCAGACAUUGCUCCGUUUGGAGGAAACGACACGCCAAGAAGAAGCGCGACGCCGAGACGAAGACGAGCGACGUCGCCUGGAGUUGCAACGGCAGCAGGAGGAGGCUCGCAAGUUCAUGGACAUCGAACGAUUGGCGAGGCUCGAGAACGAACGCCGUCGCGAACAGCAAGAGGUCCAGGCACGCCUCGCUCGGGAAGCCGAAGACCGCGAACGUCAUCAACGAAUGUCCGAAAUGGAGCGUCAGCGUCAGCUCGCCAUCGAGGCUGCGGAGGCUGAGCGCAAACGGAGAGAGCGCCGUGAAUCUCAACAACAAGAAGCUGAGCGCAUCGAUGCCGCGAGACGCGAAGCUGAGAUUCAAGAGGACAUGGAGCGCCGACGCAGGGAACGCGAAGCUCAGGACUACACCGACCGAUACGAGAGCGACCGAGCUCGUAAGCUUGAACAGCAGCCAACAGGAGAUUCAAUGGCUUCGACUGCCACCGUUGUACAACGCAAGGAGCAGGAGCUGCAAGACCGCGAACGCGAGGCUUUCAAGUCUGACAAGAAGUCUUCCGUUGCUGGCGCAGUAGCUGCUGGUGCUGCAGCAGCAAUCGCAACUGCUGCGAUCAAGGACUACAAGGACAACAAGGACAAGGAGAAGGAGAGGGAGCGCGAGAAGAAGCGCGACAGCAAGUCUUCGUCUUCAACGAAGAGCAGCAAGAGCGAAUCCUCCUCAUGGAAGCGCAGCAAGAACGAUUCUUCUUCGUCCAAGAGCAGCAAGAGUGAAUCUUCAUCCUCGAAGAGCAGCAAGAAGCGGGAGCCAACCAGUGUCAAGACUAUCGAGCCCAGCAAAGUCAAGCAGGACAUUUUUGACGAGGACAUCUUCAACCCCGAUAUGUUUAAGCAGAAGGACAAUUCACGCCAGGAAGCUCGCGAAGUCCUUCAAGAUUGGGAACAAAGGUACUAUGCAAAGCCAGUAUCUCAAGCUGAAUUCUUCGCACCGGAAGAGCUCUUGGCCAACGACAACCUGCCCAAGGUCCGCCCAGUAGACCCGAACGAGGGCGCUCCAGAUCUACCCAUCUACCAAUCCUGGGAAGACUAUCCUGUCAGCCAGCCCAAGCUCCCUCCUUAUCCUCCGUCGUACGCAUUCACUGCCACCAGAAAUGGUCGGUCCUCUCAACCCCAACCGCUACCUCAAGUUCCAUCGCUGAACCUCAUCUUGCCUACUCCUCCCGGUAGUCGCACACCUUCUGUGCGCAGUGCAUCUGCCCCUCCAUCACCAGCAAUGGAGCCUAUCAGGGAGACUAGAGAGACCAGACGCGAGCCAAGAGAUGACGAAUCGAACCGAGCAAGAUCUAGGGUAAGCUGGGGCGAGAACCAGUUCCACCACUUUGACGUCCCUACUCCGGAGUCCUACCGCGAACAAUUCGUCUCAGAUGGCGAUCUCAGGUCGCGUGAAGCCACGGUCGAGCGCGAGCCGCCCAAGCCCGAACAGACGACGUCCACCUACACACCCUACCGCCCCGAGAUGUCCAGAGUCCCCGAGAGUAAGGAGUCUGCACCAAGCACGCAAUACAUUCGGGACGAGAAGGACUCCAGUUGGGACAGUGUCGUGGAUGCUGCUUCCAAGAAGAGCAACAAGAAGGAGAAGAAGUCAGCAGCAGCGGCAGCAGCUGCAGCACUAACGACUGCAGCGGUUCUUUCCCGAGAUCAACGAGAUCAAGAGGACGAGCGUAGCUACAGACGCGACAAUCCAACUGCAUCUGCCCUGAGCAACCCGACUGCAUCAAACCUCAGCAGUGCGACUUCCUACGAUUUCAGCGAUCCAACUGCGUCUACCGUCAGCACUGUUGUCAGCAAUGCCACUGCAGCUGGAUUCAGCAAUCCUACCGCGUCUUCCCUCAGCAACCCGUUCUCUGAUGGAAACAGGGCCCCUUCAACUAUCGCUCCAUCGAUCAUCUCAGCUGCGCCAUCUUCCACAGUCACUCCUUCCAUCAUCUCAGCUGUGCCAUCUACGAGCAGCGUUCAGACGGCAUACUGGCAGCCUGAGUCAGAGCGCGACGCGUGGAGGACGCCCCAACAGAGUACAGUGGGACCUGGCUUUGUUGAAGGCGAGAUUCCUACACCGCCAGUGUCUAUGCACAUGCCCGGCGGCUGGGACGACAUACCGGACCCUGAGGUACUCGCAGAGGAGCCGCCGGCAUCGUCCGCGAAGAAGGACACAAAGGGUAAGAACAAGGCUAACGAUACUGACGAAGUUAUAGCUAUGCAGAAUGUUUCUCGACGUGGAGAGCCAACACCUGCAGUGAAAGAGAGGGAAGCGGAGCCAGAGGUCAAGCUCAGCAAGAAGGAGAAGAAGGACAAGAAGAAGAAGUCCAAGUCAUCGAAGCGAGCCAGUGUGGACACUUGGGAGAUGAGUGAUCCCAGUCCGCCAUCAAGCCCGAUAAUGGACCGCGAUCCCAGGGACAUCGAGCCCUCCCGAGAUCCCAGGGAUAUUGAGCCUUCUCGAUCUGCUGAAACCUCACGAUUCGCCGACUCUUCUCGCUCCACUGAGCCUUCUCGAUCGGCCGAACCACCACGUCUAGGAGAAGCAUUCCAAGAGUCCCCCAGUCCUCCGAAGAAGCCCGCGCGACAAGGUGAGAGCAGCGGCAGUAAAGCCUCCACCGCUGCCAUGGCCGGUGGUUUCGCUGCUCUAAUGGGCAUGACUAUGAACCAGGAUCAAAACAGAAUGGCCUCAGAUGCCGAGCGUGCCAGGAAGGAUCUUGAGUCCACAGAGAAGCACCAUUCACGCGACUCUCCUGUAUCUCCACCGAAUGGCGCACGUGCACUCGAACGAAAUGAGAAGAAUGUGACCAUCCCAAGCUACGCAUUCGAGGGUGUUGAGGAGCUGGCCGAUAAGACACCCAGGCCGAAAGUCCAGAAAAGACACAGUAGCGGCAAAUGGUCACCUAGCAUCAGUUCUCCUCUCAGGACCGAGACGACGUAUGACGACUACAUAAACGCCCGCACCAUUCCCGAUCCUUCCAGAUAUCAAACGAUGGUCGAGGCCCCAAAGGUUCCCACCGCAGCGCCGUUCACGAUGGCGCAUGAUCCAGUCACCGCUCGUAACGUAACCGACUCUGGGUACUAUGCUCCCGACGACGUGCCGAGCCGGGCGGGCAACGAUAAAGAAUCAAAUGGAUUCUAUCCCGCAGACUUCAACGAGGAGGCAAAGGACAGGCACUCACGAAACGAUCGCGACCAGGAUGUCGAUGACAGAUACGAUGAUGACUUCGACGACAGACCACGCAGGUACGAUGAUGACGAUGUGGGCUCAAUCGCUUCUCUGAGCUACAAGUACGACGACCCCGAUCGCGAGGAGAGACGCCGCAGACGUCGCGAAGCCAAGUCCGAGACACGUGAGAAAAGCCACGACCGCGGUUACGAUCUUGAAGAGGGUGGAGAACGGAGGCGAAGACAUCGCCAUCAUGAGGCUGAUGAGGGCGCUGACGACUGGGACACGAAAUCCGCCAUCUCCGAGACUGGCGAGCGACGACGCAAGCACAGGAGAAGGGAUGGCGACAGAGACGCAUCACCCGAGACCAAGACUAGAUCACGCUCCACAGCAGCUUCCGAACUCGGCGACUACGAUGACGAUCGCAAGUCCUCCCGGAGACGAUCCAAACGAGAUGAUGACAUGGUUUCCGUCGUAUCCUCAAUCCCAGAUCUAGACGAGGAUCGCAGUUCAAGGAGGGAGAAGGAGAAACGUCCAAGUGGCUUCCUGGGCCUUUUCGGCAGCAAGUCGAGGGAGAACUUGAAAGAAGCUUCAAGCAAGUCCUCGAAAUCUAAGGACGACGACGAUGAAGAGCGCAAACAUCGUAGACGGAAGCAUCGGUCGGAUCGCGGUUCUACCUACGGCGGCUCAGACGAUGAUGACAUGCGCUCCACGAUCUCGACCAGUAGUCGACGCGAAAAGAGGAGCAGCCGCAGUCGUAGCGAGAGAGGAGACGGAGACAGGACGGAUGCUUAUGAUGACAAGGAUCUCUUACCACCUCGAACCCCGCCCUCGCAUGCCGAUGAACAACAACAACCACAACAGCAGUCUUUUUUAGGCGAUCGGGCAGUGACCACAGCCACUCCAAGUCCACUGCCCGUAAGUGAGCCUGUCGAUCAGGCCCACGAGGGUAGUGGCAUAAUCCUUGGAGAUCGGGCCGAGUUUCCUCUUUCGACCUCGGAUGAUGCCCAACGCUUCACCGCCUCUGGAGACAACGACCUACCGCCCGAACUAUCGUUCGAAGACAGCCGCGCGCUUCUAACUCGUCUGACAGGCCUUCAGCCUUGGCAGCUGGAAGCUUUCCCCGAUGAGCUACCUCCGCUGCCGCUGUCUAGGCCAGGUUCACCAACACGUUCGCCAGACGUCACACGUCCUUCGACUGCGAUUUCUCAACGUCGACUAUCUUCAACGGCAGUUCCCAUACGCUUCCGCAAGCCCGUUAUACCCUCUACCGUUGACCCUAGCUUAGCAGCUGAUCCUCUUCCUGGCCCUUCACCAACCCGUUCUCGCCAUGGCAAGACGCACUCCACAGAGUUUAGGAACUCUCGAGAGUUCCGACCUUUGUAUCUGGUGGAGCGCAACCGCAAGUCCAAUGAGAUCGAUGAGGUGUUGCCAGCACUUCCACCCAGUAGUGCUUCUUCAGUAGUCUCUGGCGCGGAUUCAGAAGAAGAGUUUGAGUCUGCUCAAGAGUCACCUUAUGAGAGCGCUGGACAGUCAUCUUAUGACUCAUUUUUCGAUCCUUUGAGUACCGUAGCCGACCUCAUUGCGCCCAGCCAUGGACCGGAGGUUCAGCAUCCCGAGCUUGCCCAUCGCGAGAUUGAAGAGGUCGAAGAAUCUGGCCAAGCUACACCCAAGGCCUCUGACUACUUCACAGGUGCGCAGGAAGCGUCGGCACCGUCUAGCGGUCCAAACUAUGAAUCGCUUACUGCGGCACUGGAGCAUGCCAGAGCACAGGAACAGGAUUCGUCCACCGACGAUUUCAUGUCGACUUUGACCUCCCCACAGGCGGAGACUCCUCUUGAGACAAGCGCGCCGCUCGACGACAAGAUAAUGCGCGACGUUCCUGAAUCACGCGACACUACUUCUGCCCCAUCGAGCAGCUCAUCGAGACUCCAAGACGCUGCUCUUAGCGCAGUAGUAGGUGGUUUGACAGCAGCUGCUUUGCGAAAACGCUCUCCUUCACCAACUCGAUCUCAGCGCGAUGACACCAAAGACAAGGCUUCGUCCGCUGCUGAGCCAGAGCAACCUGAGCCGGAAACCAUCGAACCUGUUGUCGAACCAUCGCCAAAGGGCAAGGGUAAGGCCAAGAAGACCAAGAAAAGUAAGAAGGGCAAGGAGCCCGUCGCCGCCGAGUCUCCCGUAUCCCCGUCGCCUGUUAUCCCAUCACCCGUAGCUCAAUCACCCGAGGAGAUAAUCAAGCCAUCGCCCUCCUUCAGCUUCGCCACUACGUUCGUUGACAACGAGGAAGAUUGGGCCAAGAAUAGGACUGAGUCCGUCGUUACGGACGAUGCUACGCUUGUUGGUGAGCCUGUCGGAACGCCCAAGGAUACCAAGGCCUUUCAACAGAAGGUUUUGGACACUACUGCACCAAAAGAGGACGAAUCCACCGAGGUUCGACGCGCCGUCUUUGAUAUCCCUCAAGAAACUGCGAGAUCAAUCGAAUCUGUUGAAGAGGCAAAGCAGGGUCUUGGGAUCACUACCGAACCGGCUGCUACAGCUGUCGAAGUUUCACAAGACGCCCCUGUCGAACCCAGCUCUUCCAAGUCUACUGAACCCUCAAUUCCUGAGCCGGUCAUCGAGGAGGAAGUUGCGACUACACCCAAGUCCAAGAAGGCGAAGAAGAACAAGAAGGGUAAACGCGGCAACAAGCAAGCUGAGGCUGAGCCCGAGGUCGAGCCCGUAUCCCUACCGGAAGUUUCCACGCAAGAUGACCAGAUCUUGCCUUCGUCGGAGUCGCAACAAGACACUAUUGAACGCGAUAUCUUCGAGCCAUCUUUCGAACGCGAAGAGCCCAAGGACAAGGUUGAUGUCAUGGAUUUCUUGGUUCAAGAAGAAGUACCAGCCACUUCGACUGAUGAAGCAGUUUCGCAAGAGGCGGUGCCUGCACCUACUGCUCCAGCAGUCCCCGAAGAACCACCAGCUCCCUCGACCGACGAAGCAGUCCAGCAAGCGACAGAGCCUGUACCCAUUACUCCAGCAAACCCCGAAGAGCCCAAGUCGGAAGUUACAGCUGGGCCUGCCACACCAGAGGUUCCAGCUCGGCCUAGCACAGCUGACGGCGCCGAACAAGCCAAGAACACUCCCGUCGAAGAAAACCGCCGAGCCUCUGGGAUCGAAGGGCAAUCGGCAGGUUCAGGCUGGGGUUCCGGCCUGUGGGGUGCUAUUGGAUGGGGCAAGAAGAAGGCCCCGCCGCCGCCAACAUCCGAGCCUCCGUCUUCUCCGAAGCCCCAAUCUGCCGUCCUCGCCGCACUAGCUGCAGCCAGAGAAGAGGCCAAGCGCAAGUCACAACCAUCCUCACCAACUGUGUCUGAGAGGAAGAGUUCCAAGUCUGAGAAGAGGCCUUCCAUCUCCCGAGUGAAGACGCAGGAUGAGACGUCAAAGCCGGAGUUGCUGCAGAAGAUUGAGUCUAGGAGAUCGUCUGUUCCUACACAGCGACCUACUGAGGCUACGACCCGCGAAAUUGUCAAGGAAGAAGCUAGCUCGAGCACCACAGCUCCCACUGCGAUCUUCACUGAUGAUGGCAAACCCUCUUUCGCAUUCCCUCAGGCUUCCACGGCGCCUCAACAACUAUCUAUCGAGACUCCCAAGGAGGCUCCUGUCGUUGAAGAGAAGGCUACAAAGCAAUCUGAGGAUGCCACUCCAUCUACUGCCUUCUUCACUGACGACGGCAAGCCGUCUUUCACGUUCCCACCAGUAUCCACCAAGCCUGCAGCUGAGCCAACGACCGAGCCUGAAGAGGCACCUGUUGCCAAAGAGGAAAAGAGCCCUGCUUUUGUGUCCCCGCGUACCGCAUUCUUCACCGACAACGGCAAACCAUCGUUCACAUUCCCGAAGACGUCACCCGCCCCCGCGGUUGAAUCAAGCGUCGUAUCUAGAGAAGUUCCAGUCGCGAAUGAUACACCAGCUCCUGUUGAUGUCUCGCCACGCAAUGCUUUCUUCACAGAUGAUGGGAAGCCUUCGUUUUCGUUCCCUUCGAUCCCAUCUACGACUACCGAACAAGCUCCUUCGGUCGCAAAGGAAGCAGAGGUUGUGGAAGAGCAGAAGAAGCCAGCGUUUGUUGCGCCACGGAGCACAUUCUUCACUGAUGAUGGAAGACCUUCAUUUGCAUUCCCAUCAGUGCCAAAGUCUACUGAGCAAACUGCCUCAACUGCCGAUGAAAACGCCCCUGCGAAGACAAAAGAGCCAGCCACUUUCGUUGCACCUCAGACCAGUUUCUUUACCGAUAAUGGUAAGCCUUCGUUCACGUUCCCAUCAGUGGCAGCACCCGCCCAGCCCUCGGCAACGGUCAGCAAAGACACCAUCGUCGAAGAGAAGCCUGCUGAGCAAUUGUCUCUUGGCCGAAGUGGCCUGUUCACUGAUGCUGGAAAGCCCACUAGCACGAUCUCUGACUUCGUCCCGACCGAGUCUGGCGGUUCAGCUUACGACCGUAUCUCGGUUGAACCCAGCUCGUCAAAGAAGAAGAUCAUCAAGACCAAGAAGGAGAAGAAGGCGAAGAAGAGCAGCGUACCGAUUCCCGAUUUCGAUGAGCCUGCAGCCGACGCUGCCAAGUCCGUCGAUGCUCCAGUUGACGCGGCGGCAAAGGAUCUGGGCGACCAGGUGACCGCUGAGCCUGUCAAGCCUGAACCUGAAACAGCCAAACCUGCUGAGACGCCUUUGGAAUCUGCGAUAGAGGCUUGGGGCGAACAGCUAGUAUCUGAGCCAACUCCUCUGACUGAAGAGCCGCCUAUCGUUGAUUCUGCCGAAAGUACCGUCAAGCCCGAGCAACCAGUUACUACAGAGCCAAUUACCAUCGCCGAAGAUGAAGUCACGUCACCUGUCAGCAAGAAGAAGGCCAAGAAGAGCAAGAAGAACAAGAAGGCUGAACUCGAAAGCACUGAGGUUGAGACCGCAGCCCCAACAACCCCAAUCGAAUCUGCUGCUGAACGUUCCCUGGAUGCUCCUGCAAGCGAAUCUGCACCUGUCACCGAGACUGUUACUGAACCGGUAUCCGCAGAGAUCGUGCAAGAGAAGAUUGCGCCCUCCAACACGGAGGCUGCAGAGCUUGUAUCCGAGCUCGCACCGACUGUUGAAGAGCCUUCCCGUGAAGAGCCCUCUCUGCCUCUCGAUGUGGCCACCCCGACAGAGCGUGAAGCACCAGUUGAGUCCUCGCCUUCUGUUCAAGACGAUGCGCCAAAGGCGAAGAAGAGCAAGAAGAACAAGAAGAAGAGCGGUAUCUCCACGCCUCGGGAGGAGCCUACAACUACUCCCGAGCCAUCUUCUAUUACAGCUCCUGAGUCUGUCGCCAACCAGCCGACUGCCGUUCCGGAUGUCACCCAACCUUCUAUUGUCGAGGCCGCUGACGUUCCUCUGCCUGCUGCACAACUUGAUGAAGAUCUCAUGCAGCCUCUCGAAAAGGAAGUUCCAAGAGAUGUUCUUGUUAAGCAGGAGCCAAUUCCCGAGCCCUCUUCUGCGCCUGUAGAAGCUGAGACUGUUGCUACAGCCAAGACCAAGAAGGGUAAGAAGAGCAAGCGGAAGAGCGGCACUGUGACACCCCAGCCUGAGACCGAAGCCGUACCUGAGCAGACCGACGCACCCCUCGAGACUUCUGCCCCAAUCAGCGAACCAGUAGCAACUCCAAGCGAAGUAGUUGAUCGAUCCCGCGAUAUCGAGCAACCUUCAUCUGCCGGUCACGUUUCUGCUGUAGAGUUCUCUCUCCCAGAGCAGAAGCACGACGAUGGAGCUGAUGCAGCCACUGUCCCUCUCCCAAUAGAGAGCUUCGAUGAAGAUCUCUCUACUCCGUUAGAGCAGCCAAAAUCUGUGGACGAAGUCACCUCUUCUGUUGAACCGACAGUUGAGGACACGCCAUCGACACCUACUUCGAAGAAAGACAAGAAGAAGAAGGGGAAGAAGAGCAAGAGUGUCGAGACGCCUGUGGAGGAGGUUGUGGGUCAAGAGGAGGAGAGCAAGAGUAGAGACAUUGGCCAAGGGGAGGGACUCUUUGGUGCGGAGACAUCAGUCAAGGACAAUGUAGAUGCGAAGGAUACGGCUACCGAGGAGACUGGAUCGGCCCUUCCCAGAGAACAGCUGCAGUCAGACGUUGCGGAGCGUGCGAACGAGAUCUCUGCGUCAGCCGAACCAACUCGACUUGAGCCCCUGUCUGAGGCUCCUAUCGUCCCGACACAAGAUGCACCAAUCGCCGAGCCAAGCCAGCCUGCGGAUCUAGUCGUCGAUGAUGUUGCCGAGGCCCCAUCUUCUUCUAAAAAAGACAAGAAAAAGAAGAAGAGCAAGAAGGCGAAGGCCGAUGACGAGGCACUGGCUACCCCGACCACCGAUAUUGAAGCUGAGGCCGUCAAUGAAACUCUACCCCAAUCGCAACAACAACCCGAGUCGCUCCAGGAGGCAUCGACCGAUGUCACCCCUGCACCCGCUACGGUCGGCGUUGAAGCAACACCCGAGAUCGUCGAAAGGCAGAUUCCCACGAACACUCCAGUUCCUGCCCAAGAAGUUCCUGCCGAAGAGUCACAGCAGCCUGCGACACCAUUGGAGGAAGAGCCUUCUACGCCAUCAAAGAAGUCCAAGAAGAAGAAGGCCAAGAAGGGGAAAUCCGCCGAGAUCGAACCCACUUCUUCAGACCUAGCCGAUGUGCAGACGGAUACUCAACCUUCUAUCGAAGCUGCUGGACCUGAAUCUAAGUCAAUUGAGGAUGCCGCACUCGCUGGAUUUCCCAAGCCAAUCCAAGAGGCUCAGGCCGAGACUGAAGCAAUCGCAGCAGACCGAGCGAUCGAAGUCGCGCCUGAGGUUCCUGUAGAGGCAGUCGCCGGAGCAGAGGCGGUGCCUCUUCCAGAGACGCCGGCCCGCGAGAUCGAUGAGCCCAUCGCGGAGAUUUCUCAGCCUUCGGUGCCUGCCGAGAAUGUUCCAUCAAAGACAUUGCAUGAGGCUUCAACCACCGAAGCAGAAGCAGUACCUCUUCCAGAGACGCCAGCUCGAGAGAUCGACGAGCCGAUUGUGGAUGAUCUGCCAGCAACACCAUCGAAGAAGAGCAAGAAGAAGAAGGCUAAGAAGGGCAAGUCACUUGAAACCGAGCCAAGCACGCGUAUCACUGAAGUAACUUCUUCUCAACCAGAUCCGUUCGCGGAGUCUGCUCAACCUGAGGUGCCCACAGCUGAGACUACACCAUCGGUGCCAGGUGAGACUUCCAAGCUAGAGCGCGAGACUCCAUCGGCUGAGCUUGUCGCUCUUCCCGAAACCGACGACAAGGAUUUGGAAGAGCAGAGAAUACCUCAAAUUGAGGCCGCGAAGUCACAAGAAGAAGCAUUACCAGCUGAGUUCGUAGCUCUUCCUGAAACCGACGACAAAGACCUCGACGAGCCUGCAAUUCCUCAAGUCGAGGCUGCGGAGAACGUUCCUGCUGUUCCUGAAGUCGUUACCGACAUCUCUGAUAAGGUGGAUACCACACAGCCAGAGCGCAGCCAAGACCUCGACGUUCCUGUGGCUCCCGCUGAGCCUGUCGCCGAAGCCGAACCAGCUGAGCCAAUCUCGAAGAAGAGCAAGAAGAAGAAGAGUAAGAAAGGCAAAUCCAUCGACACUACUGAGCCCAGCACACCGGUUACUGAGGAGCCAGCACCACAGUUCGACGUCCCUUCUGAGACUGUUCAAGAGGAGAAACGUAUUGAAGAUACUUUGCUGCCUUCGCAGGAACCGACUCGCACAGUCGUUGACACCAAUGUGCCUGCACUCAUCCAGGAGAGCGUUGCGGACGUUCCAUCCGCGCAGCAGGAUACGCCCAUUGAAGAAGCUUCGGUUGCGCCUACCCUUUCCAGCCAAGACAUCGAGAAUGAGGGUGCCGAGCCUGUCUCAAAGAAGGGCAAGAAGAAGGCAAAGAAGGAGAAAGCCAACCAAGAGGCCGAGGCUGAGCAAAUCCCAGCGACGCCUCUGCCUAAGCCUGUUACGGAAGAUACUGCUGCCGAUGCCAAGCUUGAUGUCAACCUUGAGGCAGCUGCACCCGCAACCACUGAGCAGCACCAAACCGUCAAACCUUCAGAGGUCGAGCCCAAGGUCGCUGAUGCCUCUUUCGAGAAGCCAACCGAGCCUGCUGCCGACGUUGUGAGCUCGGUAGCACCUCUUGAGACUACAGAGCGUUCAUUCGAUGAUGUUGCAUCAACGGAGAGGACACUGCCCGAGAUUUCACAAGUUCAAGACCAGGUUGAGGCCGAAGAUGCUCCCAGUACACCCAAGAAGAGCAAGAAGAAGAAGAAGGGCAAGAAGGGAGAGUUGAUCUCCGAACCCCAGACUCCCGUUACCGAGUCUGAGCCAGUCUUCCCGGAGAACACUGUCCAAGAAGCGCUUCCAUCUACCGCUGCGGCCACUGAAGAAUCGGUUAGUCGCGAUGUUACGUCCGAGCCUACUACCGAUGUUCUGCCUACGCCUGUGGAGACCUCUACUACUGAGCAAGACGUCCCCGCUCCUACAGAGCCAGCGCAGGUUGAACAAGUGGUUCAGGUGAUCGAUCUUGAGCCAGCACGUGAUGAACCCGUCCCAGAGCAAGCCACCGAGGAAGCGACACCACUCUCAAAGAAAGACAAGAAGAAGGCUAAGAAAUCCAAGAAGGCUGAAGUUGAGAGUGAGAUACCCGAGGUAUCUUCUGCGCCAGUCGAGACCGUCUCGAAGACCGUUGAUGAGCCAGCUCAGGAGGAACAUGUCCUGCCGACUGUCCACGAGACACCCAUCGAAGAGCCCGUCGCUGAGACACAAACCAUUCCCGAGGCUACAUCUCCCAAGUCGAUGCCGGUGAUCAUCGCAGGUCAAGAUGAUGUACUUCCAAGCACUCCGCUAGCUGGAGACGCCGCUGCCACCUCUGCGACCGAUACCGCGGCUGUAACUGGAGCGCAAGAUGAAGUUACAGUAGUCGAGAACGAGGACGUUGCGCCUGCGACUGAACAGCAUGAGGAGGAGUCUACUUCCAAGAAGAGCAAGAAGGCCAAGAAGGCUAAGCGUGCUUCCAUUGCCGGAGAGCCUACUGUUCCUUCCGUUCCUGAAGCGACAACCGAGGAGAAGGACACUAUCCAACCUGAGCAAGCAGCGACUGUACCUGAACCUGCUGCGGACCCGACACCUGUGCCUACCAUCGUUUCUGACACCCUCCCUGAGUCCGCCACCGCCGAGGAACUUACUUCUGACACCAAGCCCGCGCUAGAAGUGUCUGUUGAGCGCGAAGCGACUGUCGAUACCACAGCCCCAUCCGUUGCCGAGGCGUCGGUUCAAGAGAAAGAGCAAGCAUCAGUGUCCAAGGAGCCAAUAGUUGAGUCCAAGCCGACUGAGAAGACGCUGGCUGCCGAUGCACCCGUGCCCGAGGUCACUGAGGAAGUCGCCGCUCCACUCUCGAAGAAGGACAAGAAGAAGGCAAAGAAGGCGAAGCGCGUUUCGAUCGCCGAGGAGCCCACUUCCAUUCCGUCAACCCCUGUCGAAGAGAAGACUGAGCCAGUCUUGGAAGAGCCUGCAUCUUCAGCUACAGAGGUACCCGCCUCGGAAGUUCCCGUUGUGGAAGGGGUGCCAAGCACUUUGACCGACGUCACCGAAGACACUUCAUCUCACCUUACGCCUGCCGAACAGCUCAUUGCUACACCCGAACCUGCUUCCGAAGAACUCAGUCAAGUUGAGGCUGUGCCAGAGAUUACCAGCCCGGUCUCAAAGAAGGACAAGAAGAAGUCGAAGAAGUCAAAGCGCGAAUCGAUUGCGGAGGCGGAGACGGAGACUCAAGUGGAGACACCAGCAGAAAGGUCAUUAGAGCGCGCUCUUGAUGACGCUACUGACAUUGCUACUCAGGUUCUUGAGCAGCAGCCCGACGAAGCCACAUCAACGGAGCCUACUGCAACUCCCGUGAUUGUUGAGGAGCCAAGCAAGAGCGACGUGUCUUCUGCCGUUCCAGUCGAAGAAGAGCAAUUUCCAGCGACCACAGUUGUAGAAGAGCAGCCAUCUGAGGUAGUGGCUUCCGAGCCAGUCUCUGCCACCAUUCCGACCGAGACUUCGGCAGAGGAGCCCGUAGCGACAUCUUCGACCAUCGAUGAGCCAACCACACCUUCCAAGAAAGACAAGAAGAAGGCGAAGAAGAGCAAGCGUGUAUCAGCCGCGGAGGCUGAGCCAUCGCUGCCUUCCACUCCGGUUGAUGAGUCUGCUAAAGAGCUUACGGAAGCUGUCAAAGAUGUUCCUACUGUUGAACAAGAGUCUGCCGUACCAGCAGUUGACCAGAAAGAGCAGUCAGACGUUGUUCCCACUGUGUCUGAGGAUACAACAGUAUCCACUCCUGCGGUUGAGCAGAUUGUCACGGAACCCACGGAAGAAAAGGACACGGCGUCACAGUCGAAGAAAGACAAGAAGAAGGCGAAGAAAGCAGCCCAGAAGCCCAAGGCUGAGUCUUCUGAGCCUGUGAUCUCCGCCGAGCCUUUGCCCGAGACAGCUGGGUCCUCAUCAGGUGAACAGCCUUCGGUGGUGCCUGACACGACAACUACCAGCGCCAUCAUCGACGAAGCGCCACGAACAGAUCUUAAUCAUUCGACUGCACCGGCUACAGUUACAACUGAGGUCGAUCAAGGCAAGGAACCAGCUACCAGCCGCGAUGUGAACGCCGCCACCGAGACCGAGAAGCCCAGCAUUGCGCCUACGGCUGACAACUCGGUUGAGACUACCACACCAGACGCACAGACUAUCCCCAGCACCACUGCCACCUCUGCAGAAGUCCAGCCGGACGACGAGCAAGAACCAGAGGAAUGGGCUGGGCUAUCGAAGUCGCAAAAGAAGAAGUUGAAGAAAGCCAAACGCGCAUCCGUUGCUGAAGUAGAAUCAUCCCGGCCAGCCACACCUGCAGAGGAUUUGUCAAAGGUUCUUUCUGCCGAGCCUCAGUCAUCUGUUCCCGAAGUGGUUAAGGAGACCACUACUGAGCAAUUGCCCCAAGCGGAUGAACCCCGUGCCCUGCCAGUCGCGGAACCUAUCAGCGAGGCGAAGCAGGCUGAAGCAUACCUCGAGCAGCCCACCGCAACUUCGGAGCCAACAACCACCUCAACCCUAGCUGAAGACCCUGCACCAACUACUGCUACACCAGACCCGUCACCAGGCGAUCCCAAGCCGCCAGACAGAGAGCUCGAAGCGCCUUCGUCCCCUUCCUCCUCCAAGAAGGACAAGAAGAAGGCCAAGAAGCAAGCUAAGAAGGCAACAACUGCGGAGCCUUUUUUAGCAGAUGAGACGCCUGAGGCAGCCAACUCUGAUACUCAGCCGUCUCUGUCGAUUCCUACACUUUCGGAGACCCAACUACCUUUCUCGGGGAUACCGACACAAUAUCCCCAAUCUUUUACGAAUAACGAGCUUGUUGAUGAUUUUGAUGAUAAGAAGGAGGUGGAGAUUCAUGAUGCGAGGGAGGAGAGGGAACGUGAGGAGGAGAAGAAAGACGAGGAAAAGGGGGAUGUUGAGAAGGAGAUAGUGGAGAGGGGAGUCGAGGAAGAGCAGGAGAAGAAGGUUGAGGAGGUGGUUGCCGAGGCUGAUCAGCGUAGAGAGCCUACGGUCAUAGUUGAGGGGUUGCCAGAGCAGACUGCCACGAUCGCUACUGAGGAGAAGUCAGUGGAAGUUGAACAGCCUUUGGAGUCGACCGCGCCGCAAGAGCCCACAACUGCCGUUGCAGACGUUGCCGCGAGGGAUAUCGAGGAGCAAGCACCUGUUCUGGAAGACCUUGCGUCUGAGACAAUCAUUCCAGUCGAUACCAGCGCCACUGAGCCAUCCCCGCCUCCAGGUGUCAACUCAGCGCCCACACUGGAAGAUCCAAUUACGGUGGAAACGCUCCAGGAACCCACACCUACUCCGGUGGUCGUUGAAGAAGAUCAACCGACUGCUCUGCAGCAACAAGACGAGACCAAGGAAGUUGUGCAGGAAUCUUCUCAGACGCCAGCAACACAACCAACCCGUUCACUCGGCGAAGCUGAUGAGGGCUUGGCCGCUCCUUCUGAGAAGAAAAAGAAGAACAAGAAGGGCAAGCGCGCCUCCGCACUAGAGGAGCAGGAGCAAGCCACCAGCGUCACUGAGCCUGAGCGCGAUGUUGCCGACAAGCCAAACGAAGAUAUCACAGUUGUGGAACCUGAAGUACCAAUUGCGUCUGCAUUCGAGGACGUCAAGCCUUCAGAGGAUGUCGCAAUUGUUCGAGACAUCGAGGUUGCGCAUCCUUCCGAGCCUCAAGCAGAUACAGAGCCUAUUGUCAAACAACCCGCCCUUCGUAAGGACCAACACGUAACGCCUGAUGUCCAAGAGCAUGUGUCUGUUCGGGUCACGACAGACGAGCGCCAGGAUUCAACCACACAGCCCGAGACUCCCGCUUCUUUGCUUGGGGUUACCGAAGAAACGACCAUCGCGGAGCCUGUGCCCCAAGAUGCUGAACGUACCGUUGAAAACAUCGAAGAGCCCGCCAUUGUCGUUCCGGAAGUGGAGCAAGUUCCAACGCCGACAAUCGAGGAGCCGACCUCUUCAAAGAAAAGCAAGAAGAAGAGCAAGAAGGCCAAGCAGGCGUCGUCUAUCGAGACCGUUCCUGAAGUCCAGUCUUCCCAGCCAGAGGAGUUGCCAUCCGUUCAUGUUGAGCCAACCCCGCUGGCGUCUGAACCAGUCAACGAAUCAGAAGUGUCACGCGAGGUCACGGUUCCUGAACAGGUCGAGGAUGUUCAACCAGCAGUUCCGACAACAGACGACAAGACUACCGGCCCAGAAGAGCCGAUCUCGAAGCCUGUCGAAGAGACGCAGCAACCUUCGCUACCAAGCAUCGAACGUGACGCGCCCGCUGAGGUUCCAGAAAUCGUAUCCGAGCCUCCGACAACAACACAGCUUGAGCCAACAACUCCUGCUGCCCUUCAAUCGCCCACGGAGGAGCUUCCCGUACUUUCGCUCUCGAAGAAAGACAAGAAGAAGAGCAAGAAGGCCAAGAAACAAUCUCAAGCGGAAGAAGUAGUAGAGCAGACCACUCCUGAUAUACUUCGAGACUUACCUCGAGAUGUUACUACGGAGGCCGCGCCUACUCCGGUCAUUGAAGAAGUUGCCGACGCGGUCGUCGAGCCAAUUGCUAAGCCGGUCUUGGAGCCGGUGGCCGAGCGAGCCAUUGAACCAGCGACCGAGACAACGCCGGUCAUUGAGUCCACACCAGUUGAAGAUGUAUCCGCACCAAAGCCUGAGGACAUCCCAUUCGUUCCAGAGACUACCGUCAACGAGCCGAUAACGUCUGAAGAUGCACCAGUACCUGUCACCGAAGACACCCGCGAAUCCUCAGAGCUUGCGGAAUCAAAGCUUGAUCAAGAAGUGAUCUUCAAGCCUGUAGAAGACGCCGCUCAGGUACCGCUACCUGAAGAUCGCAUCAUCAGCCCACCAGCCGAGACAGUUGGGGAGGAGUUUGUCGGCCCAAUCCAGCCUGAGAUCACAUCAGGUGCCCAAGACGAGCAACUUUUGACCCCAAUCGUAGAGCCAGAGGCUCCACUCGAGAUCGCUGAGGCCGCACCGUUGUCCAAGAAGGACAAGAAGAAGGCCAAGAAGGCGAAAUCGAAGGCUUCCGAUGCUAUCACGCCUGUCAAUGAAGUCGCAGCACAGCCCGGGGUCGAAACCGUCCAAGAUGUUGGCGCUAGCAUCAAUGAGCCAGCGACUCGGGAUGUGCCACUCUCUUUGCCUCAGGAAGAUGCUGUGGUUGAGACAAUUGUCCCUACGAUUGACCAAGAACCUUCACUGGACGACCGCGCACUAACCAUGCCCCCAACGGAGGAGACCAAGGAAGAAACCGAGAUAGCCGAUCCUACGCCGCCUCUCGUGGACGCUAUUCCAACGCCCUUGCCUGAUACUGCUCAAGAGCCUACCAUUCAACGAUCCAUCGAAGAGGUGCCAGUCAUCGAUGCGCCAGUCACUGCUGCACAAGAGGCUCCUGUUACACAGGAAAUCGCAACCGAGGAUCAAAUCGAGGAGACAGUCAGCCAACAAGUGCCAGACACCACUGUCACUCCAGCAAUCGUUGAUGAGCGACCUUCCGAUGUACCGACUACGGACGUUGAGCCUCAAGUCGAGGAGCCGGCAUCCCCAUCGGUCUCCAAGAAGAAGAGCAAGAAGAAGGGCAAGAAGUCAGAUGUCACAACGCCAGCUCCCGAAGCCUUGCCUACAGCAGACUCCGACAACGUUACUUCUACGAUCGAGGAGAUCGCGCUGCCUACAGCCGGAGUACAAGACACCAUUACAUCAGUUCCAGAUGAGCAGUCGAAGGUUGAGGCUCCGAUUCAACCAGAGACUACCGUACUGCCAGAAACGGUCAUUGAAGCACCUGCCACCGAGACUGCACCUCCAGUCAACGAACCUGUUGCGGUGCCAGAGACGACUGUCGUCGAAGAAGUCAAGAAUGAGACCGUUACGCAGGAGCCUGUUCUUGAGCGUAAGCUGAGCAAGAAGGAGAGGAAGAAGGCUCAGAAGCAGGCCGCCGCUCUAGUCGAGGAACCCAUUGUUGAGGAAGAGCCCGUCGUGGAGCCAGCCACGGAGUCAGCCAUGGAACCCACUAUCGAAUCUGUCGUCGAGUCCACCGUCGAGCCUAUUGUCGAGCCUAUCGUCGAGCCUAUCGUUGAGCCUAUCGUUGAGCCUAUCGUUGAGCCCACCGUCAAGCCAGCGACGGUAGAACUAGCGCCUGCAGUCGAUACUACUACGGUUGAGAGUGUCCAGGAGACUUCCCCAGUGGUACAUGAGCCUGUUGUUGAGUCUUCAUCUUGGCGCGAGGUACCAGAAUCGAAGAUUGAGGCUUUGUCUCAAGAAGCAACAGUGGAGGACACGAUUGUUUCCACAUCAAAGAAGAGCAAGAAGGCGAAGAAGGACAAGAAGAGUAAGACGCAAUCUGCUGUUUCUGAUCUCCCCGAGGAGCCUGUCAAAGAAACAUCGAAUCUUCCUGAGCAAGUACAAGCAACGGAAACGUUCGAGACUGAGCCCGCCGCCACCGAGCGACUACAGCUUAUCAGUCUACGGGAUCAGGAAGCAAUGAUCCCGGAGACUGAGCCAAUGGCUUCGACGACCACUCAGAUCGAGGAGACAACAACGGAGUCUGUAAAGACGGAAGAGCCUGUUGUCCAUGCCAACAUUACUCCCGAAGCAAUCGAACAGCCUCAAGAGCCGGCUUUCUCACAAGAGAUGGAUGUUGACAAGCUACCGGAAGAUGUCUCAACAGGCAUCACUGAUGUCCAGGACCGUUCUGUCCCCGAAGCUGAUGUGGCCGUUCCCACUGUCGCACCACCGAUCUUUGAAGACUCCGAGCAACAACCCCCUCAAGAGCUGAUGCCAGACGCCUCAGUCGAAGCGUCAGCGGAGCCAACUACUGUAGUGGAGGAGGCCAGGAGCGUCCCAGAAGCACAAUCCGAGAGCAUUGAAGCCCAGCCAGCCAUCUCUGAACCGUCCAUUCCGGAGGCACCUCUUGCAUCAUCUUCAAUCGCCAGAGAGCUGCCAUCGGAGAUGCGAUCCGAGCCUGCAACGACAACAAUCGACUUGAGCAACGAGCAGACUCUACCUGAGCCAGUGGAGGAAAGUUCCCUUUCGCGCUCAAUGUCGAAGAAGACGAAGAAGGCCAAAAAGGGCCGGAAGUCUCUUGCCGACAACGAAACUUCUGGACCCGCUACGAUUGCCAGUGAAACCCCUCCAGAAAUCGUCACUGAGACACCCAUUAAGCAAGUCGUCCCUCAGCCAACUAUCACUGAGGCCGCGAAAGAGUUGGUACAUUCUCCCACGCCAGCAGAAGAGAGCGCGCCGGUCGUUCCAGUAGUCGAGGAGACCCCAGUACCUGCCGUCGCCGAAGCUACUCCAGAAGACAACUACCGGAGCCUUGAGGAGCAGCAGCCUAUCGAGCCUACUCAGUCCACCACGACACUCGAAGAAGCUCGUCAAAUCACUCAUGACGACUCUGUUCCAGUAAGCGAGCUCUCCCCCUCUCUUAGGGCAAUUCAAGAUGAAGCUGCCGAUCUGCGACUCCGUGCAGAAGCACUCGAUGUUGAGCUCGCCACACGAGACGACGCUGAUGAGCCCUCCACCAUCGAGCCCGCUUCCAUGUUCGAUAUUGUCAACAAGCUCACGAAGAAGGACAAGAAGAAGGCGAGAAAGAGCAAGGGCGACACUGACGCUAUGCCGACGACUCCUGCGGCCGAACCUGAGGCUGCGGUUGAGACGAAGGAAGUCGUCGAGACGCCUGCGUUCGUAGCUGCGCCGACCUUAGCAGAAGAGCAAGUUGUCGAUAAGAGAGAGAUUGUCGAAACACCAGCGCUGACAGAGGAUAUCAUUGCGACCGAUGGGCCUUCUCGCAAACUGAGCAAGAAGGAGAAGAAAAGGAAGGGCAAGCAGCCUGCAGUCGAUCCAGUCGAAUCCUCCGAGACAGUAACGCAGUCGAGCGCGCCGAUCGUUGAGUACCCAGAGCCAAUCGCCGAGCAGUCAACAGAGUCACCAUCAGUCGUCACUGAGUCUUCAGCAGACACUGUCGCGCCAGAGAAACUUCACCAGGCUUCCCGUUCCAUCGAUACUGAGAGAGUAGUACUUAAUGAGCCAGCUGCAGCCGACAUCCCGGCCUCAUCUACCGUCACCCAAGAUCUUCAACAGACACUUGUAGAAGAGGAACUAGUGCCUUCAAGGAAGCUUAGCAAGAAAGACAAGAAAAGGGCCAAGCAAGCUGCCGCGGUAGAGGAUGUUCCGUUCUCUACCCCGACUGAAUCUCGGGAAGUAGUUUUGCCUGACUAUGAGGUAGCUACGUCAGUGCCAGCACCUUCCAGUGAGGGUUUCCCUGCGACGAGUGUCGAGGCUUCCAAGGAGGCAGCUAUUGAGGAACUCGCGGCUAUGACGCCGAACCAACGUGAGGUGGAGACACAUGUCGAUACCUCAAUCGUUACACCAGCAGAGGCAACCACGGACAGUCUGCCACCACCAGUCGUCGAGCAACAAGAGCCAAUUCUCGAGGAGCCAUCUAUUCCAUCUCCUAAGCUCAGCAAGAAGGGCAAAAAGAGAGCCAAGCAAGAUACACUCCCCGCGCAGGAACCCGAGGCGCCCGUUACGGUAGACGCACCGUUACCCGAGACCAGUGAGCCCAUCGUUACGGAGAUACCGCACACAACCCAAGAGGUAUCCAGGGACACUUUCUCCCAUGGACCAGCGAUCGUCGAACUUCCAAUCGCGACGGACGUCAUGGAAGAGGCACCUCGGUCCGAGCCAUCUACUAUGCCACGAUUUGACCCAGAGCCAGAGGUUAAAGUCACCGAAGUCCAGCCCGAACCGACUCCCAUCGACCUUGCCAUCAAGACUUCCAUUACGGAAAGCACCGAGCAGCCUCGUGAAUUCCCCGCUGUGCGUGAAUCAGAACCAGAGUCUGCGAUUGCCCCGACUCUCGUACGCAAAGAGAGUAAGAAAGACAAGAAGGGGAAGAAGCAAGACCUGCUUGCUGAACAGCCUCUCACAUCGAGAACCGACGAUGUAGUGGUCUCUGAAGACGUCCGAACCGAAGAGCGUUCUCUUGACUCGUCAAGGCCUAAGGAGCAGCAAGUCACGGCUCCUAUGGACAUCCCAAAUGAGCCCACAGAAGAGAUUUCAAUCGCGCCGGUCCCGGAGAAGCAGCCUCAAGGGAUUGUUGCUCAAAGAGAACUUCCAGAAGAGCGUGUGACCGUCGACGCCCCAACGACUGAUGCCAUCCCUGAGGCCGAGACGACCCCCAAGAAGAGCAAGAAGCAGAAGCGCAAGUCAAAGUCUCCGACGACUUCAAGAGAGUCCUCUAGCGUUGCACCCAUCGUCCCGGUCGAGGAGACCGCCCCUGAACCGACUAUUGUGCGUCAGAUUGUGUACGACAACCGCCAAGAUACGAUCCGAGAACGCAGCCUUUCUCCCAGGAAAAGGCCUACAACACCGUCAACGCCCGGGUCGCCUGUAAUUGGAGCAAUUCUCAGCCAGCCGAAGAGGGAACACGUCAGGUCUAUGUCCAACGUCUCUAUCCCUGAUCUCCACGUCAGGGCCAGCGAAUCUGAUAGCACUACUCAGCACCCUUUGUUGCACAAGAAGUCAUCUAAGAAACACAAGUUGGCAGCUUUGUUUGAGCGCGGUAAAUCACCGGAUGGCGCUCCUGUGGAACGAGGUCUGCGAAAAGAAGGGUCGGGCAGUGUCAGAAACCUCGCCGAACAGUACGAAAGUCAAUCACGAUCUGUUACGCCCAUUCUACCCCAAUCUCCCGAGAAGCGAUACCUAUCUCGAUCCCCAUCGCCUGAGAAGCGUCAGCUCCAUUCUCGAGUUGCAUCUCGUAGUCAACUUGGCUUGGCAUCACCAGUGCGAUCAGAUUCGAAGUCGCCCGCAAGAGACAUAGACUUCGCAGCUACUGUCGCCGCCAGUUUGCAGGAGUCCGGUUUUGAUCCUGGAUAUGUCAUCAACGAUAGAGCUUUCCAUCGCUCGAACUCCAUAUCAGGAGCUCGCGAUAUCACGCCCGAUGAUGAUAUUGCCGCUGCAAAGGAAAGAGCCGGCAGAUCACGACUCGGUAGCUUGAGUCGCUCAUCAUCGGUCUCCGGCUCGCCAAAACUACGAACACUCCAACCUAGCGGACCCGAUGUUCUGCCACCCAUCGAAGUAGCAAUGGCAACGACUGACACUGCAUCGUUCGACCCACUGGAUGUGCUCAACGACCCCGCUUUUGCAACGCGAAAGUCACCUCCUGGUGUUCUGGAAGAAGCUGACCCUGAUGAGUUGGCCGGGUCGUCAAGUUUGAGAAGGAACAAGAGCAAGAAGAAGCGUCACCCGAUACCAGAAAUUCCAGUGGAAUCUGAACACACUCGCGAAGAAGCAGACGCUUCAGUUGCGCCGAUUGUUCGAGGCAAGAAGUCAAAGAAGGACGAAGAAGGAGCUCCACGUCCGCAAGACCGUGUUGAGUAUACAGCUGCAGAGACUCCGGCGAUCGAGGCUCAUCGAGAUGUGCCUCUCGCUGUUGAGACUCCAGCUGACUCCACAGUCCGCGGAAUUGAGCCUGCUCAGUCCGUGCCUCGCGCGCCAAACUCCACCGAUGUCCUUCCGGAGAUGCCAAUGCAAACAACAGGUUUGGAAGCCAAGUCUAUCGACGUCAAAGAGGAAGAUUCAAACAGACAAGACACGAUAGCGAGGAAGGAGAGGUCCAGGAAGUCAGCGAAGGACGCCAAACCUGCAGCCACUGACGAUGUGCCCGUACUGCCCGUGACAUUCGAUCAGGAAGCCCGUUCACUGACCGCUGGAGAGCCGAAGGAAUAUCCAUUUCCACAGGUGACGCAAGAAAAGGAGAUCGAGAGGAAGGAGGAGACGCGCAGGCGGGAGUUGGAGAAAGAGAGGGAUAUGGAUGCAUGGGCUCCAUCGCCAAGAAAGAAGAGCAAAAAGAGCAGGAAGACUGAAGAGAGGGUUGAGGGAGAGUCGAGCACCGCGUCGAGGGACGCACCACCAGCCGAGACACCAGCUGCCGUUCCUGAAGUUCAUAAGCGCAGGACACACCCUGUAUCCUUUGACGAUGAGCAGCCGGACGAGAAGCGCCUACACACAUUGGAGUCCACACAAGAGCCUCAAUUCACCACUGAGAGAACAGCAUCACCAGCGCAUGUUGUCGCAUCAGAACGCUCACACUCCGACAAGCGCUCCAAAGAAGCCAAAUCAUCAACGCAUGGUGCAGCACCAGCCAACGAGCCAUCGUGGUCAUUCGCCGAAGUUCGAGACGACAGCAGUCGGGACCCCGCCACUGCACAGUCAGCACAGCCAGUCGAGAAGGCAACACGUACGCUGAGGCGGUCGAAGGAACCGAAGACUCCUCUGGGUGCAUCAAAACGCUCGAUUGCAACUGACCAAGAUGCCGAAGACAGCCCUGCUUUGCCAACACACCCAGUGAUUUCUGGCGCGACAACCCCAGGCACCGACUUUGCGACGAAGGAGCGAACCUCGUAUCUUUUCGAUUCCUCGCCAUCAACACGCGCCUAUGGCACUUCACCAGCAGUUGGGCCGCAAACACCCGCUCAUGAUACUCAGAGAAUUGAUGAUACUCCGUCGAAAGACAAAGGCAAGAAACCACGCACAGAGUCGCAGCACGGUCGAACAUCGCCUACGAAGCAGAUUGCACAGAAGGAGCCAUACCAAUCCUUGUUUGGAGAUCCAAAUGAGAAGAAGGGUGAGACCCUUUCCACGCCUGUCGCGAAGUCCGAACGCACGCCAGGCACCAAGCAACUCGAGUCCAUUGAGGAAGUCAGCCCGGAUGACACCAAGCACAAGAAGUCACGAUCCAUCGCUGAUGUCGGCGCGCCAGAGCGAGGACUCAAGUCAGCUCGUCGCACCGAGAGUCUCAGGCAACUUUCUGAUCGCCUGAGAUCACCUCCGCCCAGCACGCCAACGCCCACGGGUCGUCGAAGUGUGGCAUCCAUGGCAGACAACUCGGGUGGAAGAGAUUCACCAUGGUCACAGGUCAACGACAGCGUUGACCGAACCAUGACCCUCAGCCCCGCACGCCGCAUGCCUCGCUCAUCUCCGAGCGCAGACCCGUUGAAGCAGUACAUUGCUGAGCAGCGGUCGCCCAGUGUUCAAAGUCAGCGUUCUCUGAGCAACAUCGCGAGGCUUAGGUCUCCGGAUCAGGAACGUCCUAUGAGCUCUAUGAGCAACAUCAGCACACGUUCGGAUCGGUCGUUGAGAAGAGUGGACCGGCAAACGUCAGGUGACCUCAGAUCAGCCUCGAGGCUUGGCGAGGCCAGUGCGCAAGACGCUAAGAGCGCGCAACCCAAUCUCUCCAGCACGGCGCUCGCGGCUGGAGCAGCAGCCAUCGCAGGUAUCGCCGCCCCACCGGUUUACGACCCAGUCCGGGGUACAGGUAGAGGUCGCCGUACCAGUAUGGCCGAAACCUUUGUAAGUAGUUCGCAGUUGUUGCGCACGUCGCUUCUGAUUACUGACUGUCUUUUGCAGGAAGCAUGGGGUGAAGCCCAAAGGUCGCCUAGCUCGCCCUCACGUCCACCAAGCGUGCGCAAACGUCAAAGCAUGCAAAUUAUGGACCUCCAGACGCAACUUGACCAGCUAGCUGCGCAAAACUCAGCUGUCGAGACCGCCAAAGCCAAGGCUGAGGAGGCUUUGCAGGCUGCACAACACCAGCGCCAAGUUGACGAGCAGUUGGUACUUGAAGAAGUAGAAGCACGUGACCGUCAGAUUCACCAAAGAGAUAUCGACAUUGCGCAACUCAAGGAUACGCUUCAGCGACUACAAGAAGAGAUUGCGCGCCUGAAUCAACUCAACAACGCACUAACAGACGCCAAUCGCAACCUGACCAACGAUGCCAAUGAACGAUAUGGCCAACUCCAGUCCGAGGGACAGAUGGUGCAUGAGCAAUGGCAGGCAUCACAACGAGAGCUAGAGAGCCUUCGCAGUCAAUACGCUCAGCUUCAGGCUGAAGGCCAGGCCAUGCAACAGCAAUGGCAAACAUCACAACGAGACUUGGAGGAACUUCGUCGUCAGCAUACCCAGAUGCAGCGAGGUCUCGCAGAUGCCGUCCGCGAUGAAGUUGGCGAAGCACUAGAUGAGCGCAAUGCUGAAAUCGACCGUCUAACCGCAGAGCUGGCGACUGCACGCGAACAGAUCAAGAACCUUCAAAAGCAGAUCUUGGCUUCGAAGAAGCCUAGUGAGAGCUUCCUCACUGUUCGCGAUGAAGACUACUUUGACAGCGCCUGUCAACAACUGUGUCAACAUGUACAGCAGUGGGUGCUGCGCUUCUCCAAGUUCUCUGACACUCGCGCAUGCCGCCUUUCAUCAGAGGUCGCAGCUGAUACACGACUGGAUGCAUCAACGCGUCAGAAAAUCGACACUCGCCUUGACAAUGCCAUCCUCGAUGGCUCAGAUGUCGAUUCACUCUUAGCGGACCGUGUCAAGCGCCGAGACGUCUUCAUGUCCGUGGUUAUGACCAUGAUAUGGGAGUACGUCUUCACCAGGUACCUAUUCGGUAUGGACCGAGAACAGCGCCAGAAACUCAAGGCGCUGGAGAAGACACUUUCAGAGGUCGGCCCACCACGCGCUGUGGCACAAUGGCGAGCUAUCACACUUACCCUUCUUGCGAGAAGAGAGCCUUUCAUGCAGCAACGCGCUCAGGACACUGAAGCUGUCGUGCACGAGAUCUACAGCACACUCUCGACACUUCUUCCACCACCAUCGCAUCUGCAGCGCCAGAUCCAGGAGUCGUUGCGCAACGUAAUGCGCUUGGCAGUGGAGCUAUCAAUUGAGAUGCGCACGCAACGCGCGGAAUACAUCAUGCUGCCGCCGCUACAACCCGAGUACGAUACCAAGGGCGAUCUCGUCGCCAAGGUUACUUUCAACGCCUCUCUAAUGAACGAACGGUCAGGCGAGACGACGUCGAACGACGAACUCCAAGCCCGUGGGUCGGUGGUCAAGAUUGUACUGUUCCCCCUAGUCGUCAAGAAGGGCGAUGACUUCGGCGAAGGCGAGGACGAGAUUGUCGUCUGCCCAGCCCAGGUCCUGGUCGCUGGAACUAAGAGCAGGAAGGUAGUGAGGGUCAUGAGUGGAGCGAUGUCGAUCAAUCGUCCCGACUCACGAGCAAGCCGUAUCAGUCGGGUAACGAGCGUCGCGCCCCCUGAGAGCACGAUUAUGGACUACGAGCAACCUGGCAGCAACAUGAUCUAG